CUCUUACCAAAAACAAGUCAUUUAUGGAUAUUAUCGGGGUGUUCUCGUGGAUUCAGUAUAGUUCCUUUUUCACUACAUAAGGAUCAAGAUCAAAUAAACGUUCAUUCUCUUUCUGUCGAAAGACAAUCCAUUUUGAGCCUUUCAGUAAAUAAUGAGCAAGUUAAAAGCAAAUUCUUUAGUUCAAAUCUUUCGGGUAAAAAAGAAAGUAGGAUUCCGGAUUAUUCAGAACUAAAUCGAGUCAUAUGUACGGAUCAUUGUCAUCUCAUAUAUCCUGAGACUCUCUAUGAGAAUUCUUAUUUAUUGGCAAAAAGGCGAACAAAUCGAUUCAUCAUCCCCUUCCAGUCGAUUCAAGAAAAAGAGAAAGAACUAAUGCCCCUUUUGGGUAUCUCGAUUCAAAUACCGACAAAUGGUAUUUUCCGCAGAAAUAGUAUUUUUGCUUAUUUCGACGAUCCCCAAUAUCGAAGAAACAGUUCAGGUAUUUUCCCCAACAUAAAAAAGAGGAUUUGAUUGAGUAUCGAGGAAUCAAAGAAUUUAAGCCAAAAUACCAAAUGAAAAUAGAUCGCUUUUUUUUCAUUCCCGAGGAAGUUUAUAUUUUGCCCGAGUCCUCUCCCCUAAUGGUACGGAACAAUAGUAUCAUUGGAGUAGAUACACAAAUCACUUUAAAUACAAGAAGCCGAGUAGGCGGAUUGAUUCGAGUGGAGAGAAAAAAAAAAAAAAUGGAAGUGAAAAUUUUUUCUGGAGAUAUCCAUUUUCCGGGAGCGACCGAUAAGAUAUCGCGCCACAGUGGUAUCUUGAUACCACCGGGAACAGUAACAUCAAAUUCUAAAAAAUUGAAAAAAGUCAAAAGUUGGAUUUAUGUACAACGGAUCACACCUACCAAGAAAAGAUAUUUUGUUCUAGUUCGACCGGUAAUUAUAUAUGAAAUAGCGGACGGUAUAAAUUUAGAACCACUUUUCACCCAGGAUGUAUUGCAGGAAAAGGAUAAUCUGAAAUUUCAAGUUGUCAAUUACAUUCUUUAUGGAAAUGAUAAUGGUAAACCGAUUCGGGGAAUUUUGGACACAAGUAUUCAAUUAGUUCGGACUUGUUUAGUGGUGAAUUGGGACCAAAACAAAAAAGGUUCUUCUAUCGAGGAAGCCCGCGCUUCUUUUGUUGAAGUAAGUAUAAAAGGUCUGGUUUGUAAUUUCCUCAAAAUCCGCUUAUUGAAAUCCCAUAUUUCAUAUAUUAGCAAAAAAAGGAAUGAUCCCCGAGGUUCCGAAUUUUUCUCUGAUAAUGGUUCAACUCACACCAAUAUUAAUCCAUUUUAUUUCAAUUAUUCUAAGGCAAAGAUUCAACCAUCACUUAAACAAAAUCAAGGAACUAUUAGUACAUUGUUGAAUAGAAAUAAAGAAUCUCAAUCUUUGAUAAUUUUGUCAUCAUCUAAUUGUUUUCGAAUGGAUCUAUUCAACGAUGUAAAAUCGAAAAAUGCAAUAAAAGAAUCAAUUAAAAGAGAUCCUAGAAUUCCAAUUACGAAUUCGUUGGGGCCUUUAGGAGCAGCCCCUCAAAUUGUUAAUUUUUUUUCAUUUUACCAUUUAAUGACGCAUAAUCAGAUCUCGAUAAAUAAAUAUUUGAAACUUGACAAGUUAAAACAGACUUUUCGCGUACUUAAAUAUUAUUUAAUGGGUGAAAACGGGAGAAUCGGUAAUCCUGAUCCGUAUUCGGGUGGUAAGAGUGUAUUGAAUCCAUUUAAUUUGGAUUGGUAUUUUCUCCAUGAACAGUCACAUUAAUUAGCCUGGGGCAGUUUAUUUGUGAAAAUGUAUGUAUGGCCAAAGAUGGACCAUACCUCCAAUCUGGUCAAGUUAUAAUUGUUUACGUUGACUCUGUCGUAAUAAGAUCUGCUAAACCUUAUUUGGCCACUCCGGAAGCAACUGUUCAUGGCCAUUACGGAAAAAUCCUUUACGAAGGGGAUACAUUAGUUACAUUUAUAUAUGAAAAAUCGAGAUCUGGUGAUAUAACGCAGGGUCUUCCAAAAGUGGAACAAGUGUUAGAAGUGAGUUCGAUUGAUUCAAUAUCGAUAAACCUAGAAAAGAGAGUUAAAGGUUGGAAGGAGUAUAUAACAAGAAUUCCUUGGGGGUUCUUGGUUGGUGCUCAGCUAACAAUCGUGCAAAGUCGUAUCUCUUUGGUUAAUAAGAUCCAAAAGGUUUAUUGAUCCUAGCCUAGGGGGUGCAGAUCCAUAAUAGGCAUAUAGAAAUUAUUGUACGUCAAAUAACAUCAAAAGUGUUGGUUUCAGAAGAUGGAAUGUCUAACGUUUUUUCACCCGGAGAACUAAUUGGAUUAUUGCGAGCGGAACGAAUAGGACGCGCUUUGGAAGAAACGAUCGGUUACCGAGCCAUAUUAUUGGGAAUAACGCGAGCUUCUCUGAAUACUCAAAGUUUCAUAUCCGAGGCGAGUUUUCAAGAAACCGCUCGCGUUUUAGCAAAAGCUGCGCUCCGCGGUCGUAUCGAUUGGUUGAAAGGCCUGAAAGAAAAUGUUGUUCUAGGUGGUAUAAUACCUGUUGGUAUCGGAACAAUCUCAAUAUUUUAUUAGAAUUUAAGGUUUGAGUUACUAUUUAUUAGAGGCUCUCACACUCCUCAAAGUGUAAGUGGGGAAGUUCCAAGUCCUUGUUUUAACCCACUCUCCAUUCUACAACCUUUGUGUUUAGUUAAUGUACAUGUUCGCUAGGUUUUCGUCUAUGGCUUUUUGCACAAAUCACCGUGGGUUGACCCGCUUUGACCCUGGCCUGGUGAGAAAAGCAGGCCGCACGCACCCGGCGGUUCGAUUAAUAUAUAAAAGCCUAGGUU
Molecule: messenger RNA, 2816 nt
Organism: Linum trigynum
Lineage: Eukaryota; Viridiplantae; Streptophyta; Magnoliopsida; Malpighiales; Linaceae
Source: the annotation of a GenBank genome assembly